Molecule: messenger RNA, 4542 nt
Organism: Pseudocercospora fijiensis CIRAD86
Lineage: Eukaryota; Fungi; Ascomycota; Dothideomycetes; Mycosphaerellales; Mycosphaerellaceae
Exons: 18
Coding region: 1-4542 (1513 amino acids)
Molecular function (GO): protein binding
Source: RefSeq, a predicted model, not a curated record
AUGAAGAUCAAAAGACUAAGCUCCAGUCGUCCCAUCGACCCACGCAACUAUUGGCAUCUGAAAGUCCCAGGCUCCGUCGCGGAGUUGAAAGCAUCUCUUGACUCCCAAGGGAUGUCUUAUGUCAAGAGUUCCAACAAGGCCACACUCACAGACAUUCACAUACGGAACCAAUGUGGUUUCUCAGAUUAUCAGAAAUGCGAUAUCGACGAAUUGAGAAAUUUCUGCACCAGUCGAGGCCUGCUACCGCUCCCAGAGCUCGAAGGCAAGAAUAAACGCCAGCGCAAGAAGUUAUUGGGGCAACAUCUUCAGGAUGCAGAUGACAAUUCUACCUUCAAUAGAUUUAUGGACUUGCCCCCGGAGCUGCGUGUGAACAUCUACGAGUUCUACUUCCAUGAUCUUCAAGCGAAAUUCAAACCAUUCGACUGGUCGCCGGACAUUCCCAAAACGCAGCCACCUAUUACCACUCCUUCGCGACUCGUCCGCAAGGAAUCUUUGUCAGUAUUCUAUGACCUGCUCACCUUUAAAUUCACGCCUCGUCCGAAACUAAGCGAAAUCGAACGCCGCUUCCUCGAGCUUGCGCCGCAAUCUGUUCUGGAUGAGGUUUGCAACAUUCAAAUGACGAGGCAUAUUAUAUUCGACUAUUUCGCGGAUGAUCCAGUUACUGGUGACCAGAUGGGCCGCCGUUGGGGAGCUGAUUGGACUCUGCUCAUAUCUCCCGGCAACAUGAAUUUGCGGAUGACUGGUAUGCUAGAGAUCAAAGAGGGCGACUUCGGCGUGGUUGAUGAGCUGGGCGAUGAUGAUCUCGACGAUGCUACAAAAAUCCGAGCGGAUGUCGUGAUGCAAAAUCGAUUAGCCGCAUUUCUCGAAAAGCGUGACUACGAUGGUAUGCGAUUCCGGCUUGUCUCUGACGAUGUCCGCAAUAUUCGUGAGUUGUUUGAAGAUGUUGGUGGGUAUGAGUGGCAUGGAGGCCUGCCUUCGGAGACCGAGUGGGACAGCGAUGAGAACGGCAAUUUGAAUAAGACUACGCACCGGUAUUCCCACUCACCAUAUCUCCAUUCUUUGCGACUUUUCCGAAGCAUCAAAGCACCACAUUCAAAGCCUGCGGACAGCCUGUUGGAUCGCGUGAAGAACCUAGAGAUCAUCCUUCCAACAAUGGUCGAGGUUGAGCAAUACGAUGCCAGCUCAUACUUCGAUGGCGAGAUCUAUUGGAAGAUUCCGGUCGUGAACGGCAGGAUGUCAGACCACUUGCUGGCGCUUUUGAAAGAGUUAUUGGAGGACACGUACAGCUUGACAUAUGAUUGCGGUGGAAGAAAUUCCUGGUGUUACGGGUUGCGUACCAGUGAACUCCCAGAUUUGUUUAUGGAGUUCUAUGAAGACCCGGCCGAGAUGGCAGCAAUAGAGCAGGAGGAAGAGGAUCCCAUCUACGAGCAGGGCGUUGAUCUGAACAUCGCGACCCGUCUCAAUGCGCAGCCUGCGGCCCCGGCCGUCCGGCACAUUCACUCACCAUUCCGAUAUCUUACCGAAUCUAGCUUUCCCAAUCUGCGACUGACACCUCCACUCACUCCCGCCAUCACCAUACCGUCACCAUGGAAUCAGAACCAAAUCUGGCAGCGCUGCCCGCCGAACUGCAAGUCGAAAUUGCAGAACUACUCGGGGAAGGUCAAGACAUGCGCGCACUUCGCGCCACUUCUCGAACAUCUAUUCGCUGAACGGUUCUUCCAGCGCCGCAGUCACCUUUACACCGUGCAUGGACUCGAAGCAUUGCGCGACAUCAGUAGGAAGGCUGUGUUUGCGCGACACAUCAAGCAUGUUGAGCUGGUAGUGGUCGAUAUUGAUAAUCAGGACGAGGCCUUUGAAGAAGAUAUCGAGUCUCGGACAGGAGUUCAUCUCGCAGCGACGGCGGAGGCAGAGCGCCGGUACCGAGCAGAGCAGAUGAGACGGCAGCGAUACGACUAUAGUCUUCUCUAUCAGGCCUUGAAGGCUUUCAAGCAACUCGGUGUGGCGAAAGACAUCAAAGUGACGGCCAAUCUCUGGAUGCACGAGCCUCCAGCACUGCCAAUCAACGCGCGAAGAAUCCACGUGGAGAAGAAGAUGCAGGAAUCACGCGGUGGCGUCUUCGGUGUCAAAGCAUUCCUGCAGAGCGACAUUUGCGCUGGAACGAUCGACGAGGCAGUAGAAUCUUUACUGCUAGCUCUCGCGCGAUCUCACCACACAAUCGACACCCUCGAUCUCGGCUUCAGAAGCAGCGACGUUCUACAAGAUUCCUUCCUCCCAUUCCAUCACCUCGAAAUCCCGGAAGAAAUCGACCGUGUAUGGCAGAUAUUUCGUCAGCUGAAGAAAUCGCGACGUGGGUUUACAGAAAACCCGCGUGGCUGGGGAGAAAAUCGAGAUGCUCCGAUGCGCCACCCAUCUCGAAGAACUCUCAAUAAGCAUGGGUGGCAACGAAGAUACACGAGGAGUCUCAAUCGAUUUUUCGCCCGGGAGAUUGGUGCUUCGAACAUCAAGCGCUUCGCCUUAACCGAUUCCCACGCCACAGAAGCAGACAUCAUAGCACUGCUCUCUCGCUACAAGCAUUCCCUCGAGGCUCUGCAUUUCACGAACAUUGCCCUAGGAUCUGGCUAUGAAUGGCCACCUUUGCUACGUUGGAUUCACGACGAGUUCCCUCAAUUGCAAUCCUUCAGUGCCAGUGACCUGCUUGUCGCACAGAAUGACAUUCCGGUGAAUAUUUACGCCACGUGGCGACUCCCAAACCACCAUACUGCAUUCGCAACUGAUCUCUGGCUGGCACAAUACUCGGCAUAUUUUCUUUGGGCGUUGAUUUUUUUGGGGGGGGGCAUGGGGAGGGCUAGCAGCAGAUUCUCGAGACCUGAGGACGAGCAACGCAGCAUGGCGCCGAGGUUUGCCUUAGGGAUGGGAGCAGAGAGAUGGCAGGACGACUUAUUCUCGCUACAACCACCACAAUCUGGAUUCCAUCGGUUAUCCUCCUUUCAUGGGAAUCGUAAUCAUGUGUCCGGGAUGAGGACCACGGAACUUGGGCUCACUGAAUACUUUUUAGAACUUCUGCCGGAGCGGGUUCGAUGCAUGUGGCUUUUUCUCGUGAACUUUGACGGGAGUGAAGCCUCGUUGACUGGCAUGAGGAUGGAUCGUGAAGCUGAUGAUUUGUGUCGUCCACCACUGGAUGAUUUGGAUCGAUUGCUCAAUCAAGAAGGCAUAAUUCAUCGAAUGACUCAAAGGUCGUUGCUUGUUGCAAAGAUGUGGAAUGAAAUGAUUGCAUACGCGCUUUCCUUCGCGAUACACACCUACAACACCAAAGACAUCGAGACCGCGCCACCUCGAGUCUCAUUGUCGGACACGAUGGCGACCCUCGACAGCCUUCCGGCAGAGAUGCAUGUCGAGGUCGCUAGCUACCUUGACAACGCCAGCAUAAUUGCAACACGUCAAGUCUGCCGCACGCUGGCCAAGAACUCACACGAUAUCUUCGUCGAGCGAUUCUUCCGUCGCAGAGCCCAUGUCUUCACACCGGAGUCAAUCGCGAUCCUCCGACAGAUCAGCACCAGUCCGUUGGCUCGCCAUGUGCGCGAACUCGAGCUGAUCGCCGUCCACAGAAACAGGCGCGCCGGUAACGAUGGACGCAGCAUCGCUGUCAAAUCUCGCCUCUUCACCCAGAUAGAUAGUCUGACCCUGAUCGAUGGCCUCAAGCUCGUGGACAUCUUCCAGAACUUCCAGAGGCUCGAUGCAUGCCGGAGCAUCAAAGUAAGUUCACGGAACUGGUUCAGAAUUGAGCCAGAAGAAUGCGGCUACAAGGAAACCGUCAUCAAGAUGGCUCGAUCACAGGGUAUCUUUGGCAUGGCGCUGUUGCUCAGGACGCUUGGCCCACACCUGAAGAAGGGUGAUCUGGAAGCGCAAAACGCGGGCAGCAUCUUCAACAUGGUCAAUCGAGAUCUCGCGCUGAGCAAACUUGAAGCCCACUCUCUGAACUUCUGCCACAACCAAUGCGAGACUUUCCCUGAAGAAGUAUACUUAGAUCAGACACUGUGUGAGCCAGCUUGGGCGCAUGUUCGUUCGUUGGCGCUGGGAUUCGCAUAUUGUUUCGGAGAAGAUGAAGAGCUAUGUCAAACCAUUGGCAAAUGCUCCAGACUCGAACGGCUUGGUCUCGAUCGUCUGAGGCCGGGCUUCGUGGGACCUCUAGCUGCAGCUCUUCUUGCCACCAACAUCUCAUCGAUCUCUUUACUUUGCAUGGGUGGCACGGAGUGGCAAUUGUGCGAGAAUGUACUCAUCAAGCUCCUCCCGCGCCUUAAAGUUCUGCGACUAGAACACAUCUGGCUGGUGGAAGGCUCGUGGAAGGGUGUCUGCAGGCUCUUGCGCAAAGGCGGCCUGAAGGAGUUGACCCUGGGACCUAUGAUUCACGUGGCGGAACGCUGGUAUUUCAGGGCAGAAGCGGGACAUGGCCCGUACCACGCUGAGGGAUUGCACGAGGUCGACCAGCUGUUGGUUCGAUUGAUCGAGCAUGGCUGUCACGAGUGGAGAUCUGAUGAUGUCUGA